Messenger RNA from Daktulosphaira vitifoliae (grape phylloxera), 1349 nucleotides. RefSeq names its product DNA polymerase delta catalytic subunit-like. Gene Ontology annotation, biological process: nucleotide-excision repair, DNA gap filling; DNA-templated DNA replication; DNA replication proofreading. Gene Ontology annotation, molecular function: 3'-5'-DNA exonuclease activity; nucleic acid binding; DNA-directed DNA polymerase activity. The transcript has a single exon. The record is from RefSeq and is a predicted model, not a curated record. Gene Ontology annotation, cellular component: delta DNA polymerase complex. Bases 57 to 1334 code for a protein of 425 amino acids. Lineage: Eukaryota; Metazoa; Arthropoda; Insecta; Hemiptera; Phylloxeridae.
GGAGAACCUGUAAAAGGAAUGAGUGGAGCUCAAAUGGGUCAAGUUCUCUUACUCGUAUGUUUGGUAUAACAAUGGAAGGGAAUUCUGUUUGUUGCAAUGUACAUGGAUAUUCGCCAUAUUUUUAUACUACUGCUCCUGGUGGUUUUGGGCCACAACACUGUAAAGAUUUCAAAAAUCGCUUGAAUGCUAUAGUUUUAAAUGACAUGCGAGGAAAUCAAAAUCGAGUUCAAGAAACUGUACUUAUGGUUGAAAUUGUUAAAAAAAAAAAUAUGUAUGGAUAUCAUGGUGAAGAUGAUGAAACUUAUUUAAAAAUAACUAUGGCAUUACCAAAACUUAUUGCUGCUGCUAAACGACUUUUAGAAAAAGAACAGGUUUUUCCUAUAUUUUCUGGACAUAAUUAUAGAAUGUUUGAAUCUAAUAUUGACUAUGAUAUGCGAUUUAUGGUUGAUUUAAAAAUUGUUGGCUGUAGUUGGAUUGAAUUACCAAAGGAAUCAUAUACAAUACGUAAUAAUUCUUUUAAUUUAAAACCGCAUUCUAGGUGUCAAAUUGAAGUUGAUGUUGGUUGGCAACAAAUGAUAACUCAUAUUCCUGAAGGCGAAUGGAGCAAAGUAGCUCCCUUUCGCAUUCUUAGUUUUGAUAUCGAAUGUGCUGGUCGUAAAGGUAUUUUUCCAGAACCAGACAAAGAUCCUGUUAUUCAAAUAGCUAACAUGGUACAAGUUGAAAACAAAAGGUUAAUAAGAAAUGUAUUUACUUUAGAUACUUGUGCACCAAUUGUUGGUAGUCAUGUAAUUAGCUACGAAAAAGAAAACUUAAUGCUUGAGAAAUGGGCUGCAUUUGUACGAGAUUGUGAUCCAGAUGUAAUUACAGGUUAUAAUAUUAAUAACUUUGAUUUACCAUAUUUAAUUAAUAGAGCUAAACAUUUACAUACUAAAAAUUUCAAUUUCUUGGGUCGUAUUAAAAAUAUACAAUCUGUUGUGAAAGAACAUGUGAUACAAAGUAAACAAAUGGGUCGUAGAGAAAACAAAAAUGUUAAUAUUGAUGGAAGAGUUCCCUUUGAUUUAUACUUGGUAUUAGUGCGAGACUACAAACUACGGUCUUACACCUUAAACUCUGUAAGUUAUCACUUUUUACAAGAACAAAAAGAAGAUGUUCAUCAUAGUAUCAUUACAGAUUUACAAAAUGGUACACCUCAAACAAGACGUCGUUUAGCAGUAUAUUGUUUAAAAGAUGCUUUUCUUCCAUUAAAAUUAUUGGAUAAAUUAAUGUGUUUAAUUAACUAUAUGGAAAUGGCUAGAGUUACGGGUGUUCCAUUAGAUAGUUUACUAACUGGUUAAACAAGCUAAAGUGGU